AUGGCGACAAACUUUGACAUGAACGACAUGACCGUUGAACAACUUAUGGCGCUUAGUGAGAUAAUUGACGAUAGCGAUUAUGAGGAAAGUUUUGAGGAUGAAGUGGAGAAAAUAUCUGAGGACAAAUUCUACCGAGUUGCACCUAAGGAUAAGGGCAAAGAUCUCUUUGAAGGAAAAAGUCAAUUCAUAGAUGAAGGUGCCGGUUCUACUGACCCAAAGAGACCGAGAAGACGACCACUGAAUGAGAAGGGUGAGAGAGGUAUAAUGCCAACAUGGAAAUACUCCGAUCGACAGAAGGCAAAGGCUUUACUAGUUGAAGAGGCAUACCAGAGCUUACUCAGCAGAGGAGUAGAAGGUCUACCACCAACAAUGGGAGGAAGAUGGAGAACAGACGACCCUCAGGUAAAUGCGGAGAUGAAGAGGUUACAUAACAUUAGGAAUCCAAAGCGUCCUAGAGGCAGGCCACCAAAGGCUAAGGCUGACGGUGUUGUUAAGGCUCCAAGAGGCAGACCACCAAAGGCUAAGGCUGACGGUGUUGUUAAGGCUCCCCGAGGACGACCACAAAAGGUUAAGUCCGACGCUGAGGUUGUGAUUCCAAAGAGACGUGGACGACCACCGAAGGUUAAGUCCGACGCUGAGGUUGUGAUUCCAAAGAGAUGUGGAAGACCACCAAAGGUUAAGGUAGCUGAAACACCAAAACCUAAGGUCAGAAGACAAACAGUCGCGGAGAGGUUUAUAAGUCAAAACCGAAUAAAACUCUCAGUUCCCGCGAAUAGUGUUAUAACUCAGGUGGGACCGAAUAAGUUCACGGUGACUGUGGAUCUUAGUAAGAAACCAACAAGGAAAGCUCCUGAGGUACCGAAGGGUGUGGCUCCAUGGAAACCUGUUCCUAAACCAAGAACUGUAAUUCCUAGGGAAAGACCAGUUCCUAAGCCUAGAACUAUUCCUAGGGAAAGACCUGUUUCCAAACCUGGAACUAAAAAGCCAGCUCCUCCUCCAAAGUUAAGAAAGCCUGCGAAGGUAAUGAAGGAAGUUGCGGAGCAGCCUGUAGUGGUAGCACCUGAGCAGCACGAAAUUGAUCCAUUUGGAACAUAUCUUGAGAAGCCGUCUUAUAGGAAAAUAGAAACAGCCGCAAAUGGAGCAGCUGUGACUUACUCAAUAACUCCAAAUUAUAUGGAUCCACUAAACCAAAUGACAGCAAGUAGGCAGGUGGUGAGAGGAGUGUUGGUAAACGAAAUGAAGAGAAUGGGAGGUCUUAAAUACACGGAAACAAUCAAAAUAAGGAUGUCUAAGGAAAUCGGAAACGAUAAAACUAAAAAGGAUUCAAUAUACUUCAAAUCAAAAACAGGAACUGCUACAAACUUUGAGGACAUUGAGAGCACUGCCGCUCAGAAUCAACUUACCAUCUUGUCUAAAAUUGAAACCUUUCAGAACUUAGGUUCAAAUUGGAUUAUACUGAACAUUGAAAGUCACUACAUUAAUAUCGCGAUGUACAAGCCACUGAAGAGUAGUUCAUAUAUGAAAUUACCUGCAGACAUUUGCAAUCCGAAAUGUGGUCUAAUUAACAUGCAAAACGAUGAUGAGAAAUGUUUUAUGUGGAGUCAUCUGAGACAUGUAAGACCAAGAGCUAGGAGAGCAACAACUAUAACAAAGCAAGAUAGGGAGUUCGCGAAAAACCUAGAUUAUAAAGGUAUAAACUUCCCAGUAAAGAUAAGUGAUAUUGAUAAAAUUGAGAUCGAGAAAGAAUUCUAUAAGUAUUUCAGUGUUCGGUUAUAA
This is a messenger RNA of Paramuricea clavata, 1776 nucleotides long. The record is from the annotation of a GenBank genome assembly. Lineage: Eukaryota; Metazoa; Cnidaria; Anthozoa; Malacalcyonacea; Plexauridae.